Molecule: messenger RNA, 429 nt
Organism: Brettanomyces bruxellensis
Lineage: Eukaryota; Fungi; Ascomycota; Pichiomycetes; Pichiales; Pichiaceae
Exons: 1
Coding region: 1-429 (142 amino acids)
Biological process (GO): endoplasmic reticulum to Golgi vesicle-mediated transport
Cellular component (GO): TRAPP complex; cytoplasm; nucleus
Source: RefSeq, a predicted model, not a curated record
AUGUCGUAUUACUUUGCUAUACUUGGUACAAAUGAUGCGCCAGUUUAUGAACUAGAAAUUGGCACGUACAGACAGUCAGGAAACGGGGUUCCACAUUUACCAAACGAACUACAGGAACUCGAACAAUUUAUCUUGAAUUCCUCUCUUGAUAUAUUGCAGGAUAAUCAAUUUAAAGAUACCGGGCUAUUCUCGAAAAAUUUAGAUUCCUUUUAUGGAUACAAGAUAUUGUCAUACUUAACACAAGGCAACGGAAAGUUUUUAAUUAUGACCGAUCUGAAGAACCAUGAUGAAAGCAUUCGACAAUUUUUUAUUGAGAUUCAUGAGCUAUAUGUUAGAAAUUUACUAAAUCCCUUCUACGAAAUAAAUCAGCCUAUACGAAGUGCAGAUUUUGAUACAAGGGUCAGAGCUCUGGCGAAAAGGUAUUUAUGA